Acanthopagrus latus (yellowfin seabream) is the source of this 1743-nucleotide messenger RNA. RefSeq names its product rhamnose-binding lectin-like. Bases 78 to 1691 code for a protein of 537 amino acids. The transcript has 19 exons. NCBI's taxonomy places the organism in Eukaryota, Metazoa, Chordata, Actinopteri, Spariformes, Sparidae. Gene Ontology annotation, molecular function: carbohydrate binding. The record is from RefSeq and is a predicted model, not a curated record.
AGUUCAAUAGGAAACACCCUCAGUUAGGUUUUGCACAACAGAUGCAGACUCUCCUGUGGACUCCUCUGUAGAUCCAAAUGUAUAAAUACUGUGUGGGUAUGUCCCCACCGUCAGCCUCGCCUGCCACUGGCUCCAGUAAAACCAUGCUUCGCUUCAGCACCACACUCUUGCUGACGGCAACCUUUCUGCUCGUUAAUGCAGAUUUCCCCACAGAGACCGUCACCACCUGUGAAGCCAACUCUGUCCAUCGGCUGAGCUGUGAAAGCGGAGUUAUCAAUGUCGAGACAGCACAGUACGGUCGUGCAGACAAUGCGACCUGCAGUGAGGGAAAAGCUCAACAGGUGACUUCUGAUACAAGCUGCCCCAUGGUGUCUGUUAAAGCCUCCCUCAGCAACAGCUGUAACGGAAAACGGGUGUGUGAAGUAAACAGCAAUAUCGUCAGCGAAUCGAAUCCCUGCCCGAGCACCUCUAAAUAUCUGCAGACCAAAUACAACUGUUUCCCAGCAGCACAACAAGUGACAUGUGAGCACUCUCUGGCACACCUGCAGUGUUAUGAAGGGCAGGCUCUAUCGAUCUACUACGCUGAUUAUGGACGCCACGACCGGCACACAUGCAUUCACACACUGCCUGCUCCUCAGAUCCAAAAAACUGACUGCUCUCGCCUCGUCACCGAACAAGUUUCUGCCCACUGUAAUGGGAAGAACAGCUGUAUAAUCAGAGCAGGCAACUCAGUGUUUGGAGACCCCUGUUUCGGCACUUACAAGUACCUGGAUGUGUCUUACGGAUGUUUAUGGCCUCUAUGUUCCAGCAGCUACUCUGAAAAGGUGAGCCCCUCAUUAAUUCCAAAGAGUGUGUUUUUCAUUCCAAAGCAACUCACUGUGAGGAGGGUAAAGAGAUACAUUAGGAAGACUGACGGACGGGGAGAAUUCAUUCAAGGAAAGAAAAGCCACCAUCAGUCCUUUUCUGCUGCGCGUCAGGCUGGAUCUUCUAAAAAACAAACCAUGCUCCGCUUCAGACUCAGCACCACACUGUUGCUGGCAGCAACAUGUUCACUCUUCAUCGCUGCAGUCAUUUCCACAGAGACAGCUGUCACCUGUGAUGACAGCUUCAACGUCCAUCGCCUGAGCUGUGGUAUCGGAGUGAUCAGUGUGCAGGCAGCACUGUAUGGACGUGCAGACAAUGAGAUCUGCAGCGCGGGCAGACCUCAAGAACAACUCGCCGAUACGGACUGCUUCCAAGAGGGCACAGUCGACAUCCUGAGGAGAAGGUGUGAUGGCAAGAAGGUGUGUGAGCUGAACUUAAAUGCCGUCCGUACCUCUGAUCCCUGUAACGGCAUCUACAAAUACCUGCAAACCAACUACACCUGCCUCCCAGCAAUUCACUUUGCUACAUGUGAGCACUCUGUGGCACACCUGCACUGUGAUGAAGGGCAGGUUAUAUUUGUCUACGGCGCCGACUACGGACGUCGCGACAUGACCACAUGCUCCUUCAAACGGCCUGCCUCUCAGAUUGAGAAUGUCCACUGCUCACACCACACCAGCAAAGUUGCUGACAGCUGUAAUGGCAAAAACAGCUGUACUAUCACAGCGAGCAAUUCAGUGUUUGGUGAUCCCUGUGGCGGCACUUACAAGUACCUGGAGGUGGCUUACGUAUGCGAGUAUCCUCUGGUGGCUCCAGAUGAGUCUGUGUGAGCAUGCUGAAAUUUCACUCAUAUCCAAAUAAACCUGCAGUGCAUUAAAUGUA